AUGGGACAGGCAGCAUCCACAGGACACGCUAUGCGCAACGGAGAGCGUGCUGUUACUUUGUCUUUGGCCGUGCUUUCACGUGAGGAUAUUCAGCCUCUCACGUCAGGAUGGCUCUCAUUACAGGGCACUGUUCGAAGGAUCAUCAUCGAGAAUCCUGAUCAGGAGCCUUUAUCCCCAUUUCUUAGAGGGGGGAAUUUCUGUCCUGGAAAUAAUGUCAUCUAUGAAAAGACAAUAAGGAAAUAUGAGCUAUUAAAUCCCCACCAAGAGAAGCAGUAUCAGUUUUCCCAGCAGUGUCAGGUUCCCCAGCAGGUCGAUCAGUGCCAUGUGGUCCAGCACUCCGAGCAGCCUCAAGUCACUCACCAGUGCCAACAGACCCAGACCAGUAGCCCUUGUGAAAUAAUUCCAGUCUCCGUGAGCGAUGACUGCAGAGGAAAUACAGUGAGGAGGGUAACAGUUCAAACCUGUGAACCGGUGAAUUGCUCUCAGGAAAACAGUGACCAGCUGGACUGCCGCUACUUCGGUGAGCUCCUUGCUGAGCUGAACCGCAAGACCAACGACUUGUACAGUUGUUUACUCCAGCAUGUGGAAAAGAUAGGAGGAAGGAACCACGACAUUGAGUUUACGUGUCAGACUGAAGAGAUUGAAGAUUUAAUUCCCAAAGGACUGUCUGAGGCAACAAAGCAGCAGAUUCGUUAUCUCCUCCAGAUGAGAGUGACAUCGGAUAAAUCUUUGAGACUUGUGCUUUCCACUUUCAAAAAUUUACGUGAGGAGCUUUGCCACCUGCAGGACGACUUGGGGAAGUUAGAAACCGACAGUGUCUUACUUAAGAAGGAUUUGGCUUUUAAAGAUUCUCAAGUAAAAGAAUAUGAAACUAUGCUGACUUCUCUGAGAGAGAACAAUCGUCAGCAGCAGGUAAACCCAAACCCCUGUUUUCAGUGUAAUUACAGUCAGCCAAGGACGAGCCAGUGUGCUGCCCUUGGAGCGUCCUGGUGCUCUCCUCACGCCCCCCCCUCGUUCCUUCCCCCUGUCUGCCCGCAGCAAGGGCUCAGGGACAGCACUGCCCGAUGCCGCUCUCUGGAGGAACAGCUGCUCUCCCUGCGGCUCAGCGAGGGCGAGAAGGACUGUCAGCUCAAGGAACUGGAGUACUGCAAGCGGGCCCUGGAGCAGGAGAUCCAGAACCUCAGGCUGCAGACCUGCUCUAAUCCAACACUACAGACCACCACAGAUGAGCUCUCCAGCCGUUACGUAGAGAUGAUCAAUAACUUGAGAGAGGAUAAAGAUCGGGAGAUCCGCAGCCUUAGGUCUCAGUUGUGCCAGUUCCAGCAAGAUAUAUCAAGGAGAGAAGGCAGUAACAGUGACCUGCAAAUGAGGUUGCAUGAACUGACAUCCAUGCUGGAGGAGAAAGAUGCUUGUAUUAAACAACAGCAAGAGGAACUCUUCAGAUUGAAGCAUGACAAAUUAUCAGGCAGUCAGUCCCCUGGUGUAACAGCUAUCAUCACUAAGAAGUACCGGAAUCAGUACCCUAUUCUGGGUCUGCUCUCUGAUGACUACAAGGUUCCCUCACCUGUCAAUAAAUCCCAAACUAUCGUAAUUGAGAGGACUGGCGAGAUAUGGAAGCACGUAAGUUCACCCAGGGACUGACUGUUCAGUCUCUGCCGUUCCGAAGUACUCGGUUUAACUUCAAAGAAAGCGUGAGCCAAAACACCGAGAGAAAGCUAUGGUGUUGGUUUAACUGGGCUGCAGAAGCCAAGUGACAGAUGAAAGUCCAGGAACUGUCUCUUGCGAGAGGGCACUCAUUGUUGGGUGGAGCAUAACUAAAAUAACCCUCUGUUGUUUUCUCUGUCACGGAAUUACCUGUCACAAAGGAAGUGGUGUUGCUCUAAGAGCAGCCUCUGCAGGGAGUCACUCGGGCAGGAGGGUUUUCCUCACUAGUGAAGGCAUGUUUAGGGCGGGCAGCGUUCCUCUGGACCAGGACUAGUAAUGACUCCAAACUACACUAAAAUAUAUUAACUGCCACGUCCCCGAAACUUACACUAGGGCAGGACAGUGACUAACCCAGGAAAUGCAGAAGAGCGGUGGCUUGGUAAGGAGUGAUUCAAAGUAAAAAGUAUUUACGUUCCAGGGCACGAGGUCAGGCUGCCAAGUCUGCCGGGAGGUAAAGGUUUGGCAGAGAUCAGCGGGGCCAGUUCCCACCCCUGGGUUCUGGACGAGGGUGCCGCAGAAACAGGGUUCAGCAAGUGCCUUUGUGGGGAACAUGACCAAGAGCAAGGCAAUGAGGAGAGCAGGCUGGGUAGACGAAGGGUAAAACAUCUGGCAAGUUCUAAAGGCUGUGUUUCCUGGAGUAGGGUUAAGGAAACAAAAGGCAGAGGUCUCUGGCAAGCAGCUGUUUAUUACUGAUCUCAAACUCAUCCAGUUGCACUGCAACCUAGGGAGAUGUCAAGGAAUUAAACAGUAAUAAAGAAAUGACACUGCUAAAGCCCAAAACCCUUCCUCCUAGCUUGUUUGAAAAGUUACUCAUUAUUUCCAUUAUAAAAAAAAAUAAUGGAAAAGAUGAGUGUACUCUGCAUUUGAAGAGAUGAGUAUCGUUAGACGAAUGAGAACUGUUUGUAUUUUAAGUUUUCCAAGGUCUCUAUCAAUCCCUAGUGCAAGUUCCAGCUGAAACAAAAUUGAUUUGCUGCAAGAUAAACUUGCUAAGCUUGAGAAGUGCCAAUUCCACCUUUACUCCACAAGUACUUUCCUGUGUUUACGUACUCUCAGCCAAAUCUUUCUAUCUGCGCUCAUUAUGGAACAGCAAUGCUGACAGGUAUCUGCACACGUGGGGUUUAUUCUGGAAGCACGUGGCCUGUACAUGUCCUUCAAGCAGUGAUGAGUUAUGCUCAGUCCUUUGAUACGCAAGUGAAAGUACUGAAAUGUGCUUUGGAACGUCAGAGCUAGUUGUGUUAGAGAAAACUUUUAGGGUAGAAAUAGUAUAAUAAUCUAUUUAGGUACCUGGUAACUUCCUGUUCUCGGUUGUUUUCCGAAGUCCCAAACCGCUUUUGUCCUGGGGUCUGCGUCUCCCGGAGGCAGGGCGUGGCCA
Molecule: messenger RNA, 3076 nt
Organism: Athene cunicularia (burrowing owl)
Lineage: Eukaryota; Metazoa; Chordata; Aves; Strigiformes; Strigidae
Gene: POF1B
Product: POF1B, actin binding protein
Exons: 14
Coding region: 1-1641 (546 amino acids)
Biological process (GO): epithelial cell morphogenesis; bicellular tight junction assembly; actin filament organization
Cellular component (GO): bicellular tight junction; actin filament; adherens junction
Molecular function (GO): actin filament binding
Source: RefSeq, a predicted model, not a curated record